CCAAGUCCUUGGCCCUUGGCACUUGAUGAGAUCAGACGCUUCAAACAAGCUAUGGACGGCCGCCGCAACCUGCGCUGGAUCCUCGUCCUCAUCCUCCUAUGCCCUCCGGUGAUCUUCGUCAUCGUACAAAUGUCCGGCGAAACCACACUGAUCAUGCUCGGGUACUGCAUCAUCUCGCUCAUGUCCUACCUGCUGGUGGCGUUUAAGAUGACCGUCAUUCGAGUCACCUUCGACAAGUCGCAAACCCUCAUCGAUUACUUCAACGCCCAUGUCUUCCACCGGGAUGACCCCGUUUCGUAUCGGCUCCGUCGCAGGACCUACUUCAUCACGUGGAAGAUUUUCUUCUCCGUCGCCGGCUUCAACGUGUUUUACGUGGUGGCCUUCAUGGCUCUGACCAGCCCGACCAGUUCCUAUGUGGGCUUUGGGGCGUCGGAGGUCAGCUGGUAUCACAUGAUGCUGGUGCAGGCAAAUGCACUUCUCUCGCUGUUGCAUCACGGAGUUUACGCAACUUCGAUCCUGGUGGUGUCGUUUUUGAUGCAUUGGUUCCAAACAGAGCUGGAAAUUCUGGCGAAAGCGUUUGCAAAGAUAUUUCAUGACAAGCCCCCGAUUGCAUUGAGGAGGAGCGAAAGACGUCCGCAGGUUUUUGUGAAAAAGGAGGAAAUCUUGUGGACCGGAAUCGAGCGGCGAUUGGUUUACUGUAUUAGCCGGCAUGGGGAAGUUAUGGAGUUAGUUGGCCUUUUGCGCAACAUUGUCGAGCCCAUUUUCUUGGGACUGGGAUUCUACAUUGUGACGACGAUUUCGACUCUUAUUUUCGUUAUGCUGAAGGACCGCGUAUUCAAUUAUUUGGGACUCAUUCACGUGGUGGUUACCAUCAUCGAGUUUUACUAUUACGCCCAUCUAGUGGAUGACUUGGAUGAGAAGAAUCACCUCAUUGCCAACGCCCUCUACCAGCAGGACUGGCCCGGACAGAUGAAGUACCGCAGUCCUAUCGAGAAGCACUACCGAAGCGUGAAAACCAUGAUGCUGAUCGUGAUCAUGCACUCGCAGCGCCCGUUCCGAUUCACCUGCGGAGGACUGUACAAGAUGUCGGUUCCCGUUUUUACCACCAUGAUCGAGACACUCUACUUUGCGGUCACUUUUAUGAUGAGAACGAUUAAAAUUCAGCGCUAAGUAUGGCGACAUAGGGAAGCACUUAGAGAGUCAUGCCCAUUUUCGCUUGGUAGUUGAUUAUCACCUCUCUGCAGUUGGAGACCGCCAUACAGUGACUCAAUUUCAUAUUCGAACAUGGGCAUUCUUUACACAUGAGUUUGGUUCAAAAACUAUCAAGUGGUGUAUCAAACAUAAAUUAUUUUAUCAAAAAUGGAGAUCAUACACA
Aedes aegypti (yellow fever mosquito) is the source of this 1375-nucleotide messenger RNA. RefSeq lists its product as uncharacterized. The record is from RefSeq and is a predicted model, not a curated record. Bases 52 to 1170 code for a protein of 372 amino acids. Gene Ontology annotation, biological process: detection of chemical stimulus involved in sensory perception of smell; sensory perception of smell. The transcript is spliced from 5 exons. Gene Ontology annotation, molecular function: olfactory receptor activity; odorant binding. NCBI's taxonomy places the organism in Eukaryota, Metazoa, Arthropoda, Insecta, Diptera, Culicidae. Gene Ontology annotation, cellular component: plasma membrane.